UGCAGGAGGGCACCCCAAGCCCGCCAGGUCCGCCCAACCCAGCCCCUGCGCGCAGCCCGGGCCGAGUAGGACCCCGCGCGCCCCUCGCCAUGGCGGCGCCCUCGCGGCUCCUGAUCCGCGGGGGUCGCGUGGUCAACGAUGACUUCUCGGAGGUGGCCGACGUGCUGGUGGAGGACGGCGUGGUGCGGGCACUCGGGCACGACCUGCUGCCUCUCGGGGGCGCUCCUGCGGGGCUGCGGGUCCUCGACGCCGCCGGCAAGCUCGUCCUGCCCGGAGGCAUCGACACACACACGCACAUGCAGUUCCCCUUCAUGGGCUCGCGGUCCAUCGACGACUUCCACCAGGGCACCAAGGCUGCUCUCGCAGGAGGCACCACCAUGAUUAUUGAUUUUGCCAUUCCUCAGAAAGGUGGCUCCCUCAUUGAGGCCUUCGAGACCUGGCGAAGCUGGGCUGAUCCCAAAGUUUGCUGCGACUACAGCCUUCAUGUGGCAGUGACGUGGUGGAGUGACCAGGUUAAAGAAGAAAUGAAAAUCCUUGUGCAAGAUAAAGGUGUUAACUCUUUCAAGAUGUUUAUGGCCUAUAAAGAUCUGUACAUGGUGACAGACCUGGAGCUGUACGAAGCCUUCUCUCGGUGCAAGGAAAUUGGAGCAAUUGCCCAGGUCCAUGCAGAAAAUGGAGACUUAAUUGCAGAGGGAGCAAAGAAGAUGUUGGCUCUGGGGAUAACAGGCCCUGAGGGCCACGAGCUGUGCCGCCCAGAGGCAGUGGAGGCAGAGGCCACGCUGAGAGCCAUCACCAUAGCCAGCGCUGUGAACUGUCCUCUCUACAUUGUGCAUGUGAUGAGCAAGUCUGCAGCUAAGGUGAUAGCGGAUGCAAGGAGAGACGGGAAGGUGGUCUAUGGUGAACCCAUAGCAGCCAGUCUUGGCACAGAUGGCACUCACUACUGGAAUAAAGAAUGGCACCAUGCAGCCCACCAUGUCAUGGGUCCACCUUUGCGACCAGACCCCUCAACACCCGACUUCCUCAUGAAUCUGUUGGCUAAUGAUGAUCUAACCACAACAGGGACUGAUAACUGCACUUUCAACACCUGCCAGAAAGCUCUUGGGAAGGAUGAUUUUACCAAGAUCCCCAAUGGGGUGAAUGGUGUUGAAGAUCGGAUGUCCGUAAUAUGGGAAAAAGGCGUGCAUAGUGGUAAAAUGGAUGAAAACAGAUUUGUGGCAGUUACCAGCACAAAUGCAGCCAAAAUUUUUAAUCUCUAUCCAAGAAAAGGAAGAAUAGCUGUAGGAUCAGAUGCUGACAUUGUUAUUUGGGACCCAAAAGGCACAAGUUACAGAAUGUGGGAAAAAGGAGAGAAGGGGGCUGUUGAAGAGGAGGCUUCAUAGAAUAAUGAAUCUGGAAGAAUUCAAGGAGAAAGCGUGUUUGUUGUGGUUCACGUUAAAAGAGAGAGAUCGUUGCAGCAACUGUAUGCUGAGCCCUUAUCUGGGUCGAUCACAGCACCAGCUUUCUCUAUUCUUGGCCUGGUUGUUAUGAGAAAGUUGCUCAUCUGGGCUGGCUGUUCCCGACCAAAAUUUAUGCUGAUGACCUCAACUAGGACCUUUCUGAAGUGCAAUAAUAUUUUUAGCCUUUUCUAACUGUCCAUGAAUCAUCCAUAGCUUUCCACUGUCCUUAGACACUACCCCUACCAUUGUCACUGUCUGCCUCUUCUCACCUUGCAGCCCGAGUUCUACUGAAUCCAGCAAACCCACUUACAAUCCUGUACCACAAUCUGUCUUCCUUUUCUUUCUCAUUAAUAUUCUUGAGGUCUAGUUCCAUUUUUUAAAAUAAAUGUUUUAUUUUAGAAUAUUUUAGAUUUACAGAAAAGUUGCAAAGAUAGUACAAGACACUCCUAUGUACCCCAGAGCUGGUUGCCACUAUUAUUAUCUUACAUUAGUAUGGUACACUUGUCACAAUUAAUGAUCCAAUAUUGAUAUGUUAUUAUUAACUAGAAUCCAUGCUUUAUCAUAUUUCCUUAGUUUUUGCCUGUUUUUUCCCUUCCGGGAUUUAAUAUUACAUUUAAUGGUCAUGUGUCCUUAGGCUCCCCUGACUUGUGACAAUUUCUCUGACUCUGUUUUUGAUGACCAUGACAGUUUUGAGGAAUAUCGAUCAGGUAUUUUGUAGAAUGGCCUCUGUUGUGAUUUUCCUGAUGUUUUUCUCAUUAUAAGGUUCGGGUUGUGGGUUUGCGGGAGGAAGAUCACAGAAGUAAAGAACCAUUUUCAUCACAUUGUAUCAAAAGACAUACUGUGAGCACGACUUACCACUACUGGUGUUGACCUGGAUGAACUGGCUGAGGUCGUACACGCCAAGUUUCUCCACCAUACAGCUGUUUUGCCCACCCCUUUCCAUGUUGUAUUUUCUGGAAGGAAGUCACCAUGUACAGCCCAUACUUAAGGAGUGAGGAGUUAUGCUCUCGAUUUUUGUUUUAAUUGAUCCUAUUUGACGUAGGCCAGUUCGGUUCAGCAUAGAGAAGAAUCACAAUAAAUGAUGAACAGGUGAGUGAGAAGGAUGCAGCCUUCCACACUGCAUGGAAGAUUGGCGGGACUAAGAAACAGCAUAAAGGAAAAUUAGAAAGAUAUUAUUCAGCACUGGCUAUGGUGAGAGGAAAAGUAAGAAUAGCAUCUUUCCAUUUCAUGCUUUUUACUUACUGCAUGUGAUCAAUAAAUGACUGUGUUAGAAGAAUGAAUGGAUAAAGAUGAAUUUAAGUAGAAAAGAUUUUCCAAGGAGAGGAGGAAGAACUGUCUCGCUGGUCUUAUUUUCUUUAAGUGCCCCUUCAUUUUUUAGGUUGGGAGCAACGAGUUUGUUAAGCAGAGCUCUUAGAGAGAUGAAGUGAAGCCAAAAGAGUCACCUUUGUGUGUUCCUUCAUUCACAAAUUCACUCUGCACAGGAGCACCUCGGCAAGCUGCAGGCUGAGGGUCAAGCUUAUACAAUAGCCACACCCUGCCUUUAAGAAGCUGACAGUCCAGGAGAGGAGAGGAGAGGAGAUGUAAAGUCAAAUAUUCUCAGCCUAAGAAGGGAUGGGUUAAGAA
Messenger RNA from Pan troglodytes (chimpanzee), 3059 nucleotides. It is a transcript of the gene DPYS, whose product is annotated as dihydropyrimidinase. The coding region runs from base 90 to 1379 and encodes 429 amino acids. Lineage: Eukaryota; Metazoa; Chordata; Mammalia; Primates; Hominidae. The transcript has 8 exons. The record is from RefSeq and is a predicted model, not a curated record. Gene Ontology annotation, biological process: pyrimidine nucleobase catabolic process. Gene Ontology annotation, cellular component: cytoplasm; cytosol. Gene Ontology annotation, molecular function: dihydropyrimidinase activity.